AAAAUAAAACUGAAGUCGCACUGGGCAAAACAGAGGAAAUACCGUGGUCACGUAUUUGCAUAGCUGCCGGAGGGUUUUCUUUGCUCAAGACAAGAUGUGCGCAGUUAUUUGCCCAGAGCUGGACUGACUGUCAUUGCUUGUCUUUACAGUAUGGCUCAGUGGGAAAAGAUGCAGCAGCUGCCUGCGAUGCACACUCAGAGGCUCCAUGGCCUCUAUGACAGAGAUCAUUUACCCAUGGAUGUGCGUCACUACCUCGCUGCCUGGAUUGAGAUGCAGGAUUGGCAACGGGCGGCUCGGGAUUUGAACCUUGCCAGCGUGCUGUUCCAAGGCCUGCUUGAGAACCUGGACAUUCAGCACAGUCGCUUUGUGCAAGACAAGUCAUUUGUCAUGCAGCACAACAUUAGGCGCCAUAAACAAAGUCUUCAGGUCUAUCAAGAGGACCCUUGUACCUUGGCAGGCACAAUAUUUUGGUUCCUGGAGCAAGAAAAGGAUAUUUUGAGGUCUGCUGAGCUGCCGGAUCAGAUCCAGAUGAUGCUUGUGUGCCAUGAUGGUGUUGGGACGAGCUCCCAGCAGGACCUGGAACGUAAACUGUCGGCUCUUAAAAAUGAUGUUCAGUGUAUGGACCACACAAUGAAUUGCCUGGAGGACCAGCAAGAUGAAUUUGAUUUCAAAUAUCAAACACACUUGAUGGAAGUGGGUCUAGAUGAGAAGGAGAAAACCCGCCAACAAGAUAUCCUUAAAUCACUCAUCAACAAGCUGAAUGAGUGCAGAAAGAGAACAUUGGCAGACCUGAGUAAGCUCUUGGAUAAGGCUGAGGACCUGAUCAAGAUGUUGGUGACCACUGAGCUGGUGGACUGGCAGCGUAGGCAGCAGAAAGCUUGCAUCGGAGCCCCAGAGAAUGUUUGUCUGGAUCAAAUGGAGAAGUGGUUCACUUCUUUGGCAGUUUGUCUGUUCCAGGUCCGUGGGUUCCUGGGUAAGCUGGAUGAGCUGAAGGGGAAGGUCACCUACACUAAUGACCCUAUCGUAGCCAGGAAACCUGGUCUGCUAAGGAAAACAGAGAAACUUCUUCGAGCAGUCAUCAAAAGCUCCUUCGUGGUAGAGACACAGCCGUCCAUGCCUCAGGGGAAAGGGCCUCUGGUCCUCCGCACCAACGUUCAGUUUUCUGUGAAGGCCAGACUGCUUGUGAAGAUUCCCGAGCUUAAUCAGAUCAUGAAAGUGGAAGCCUCCAUGGACAGGGGGGCCCCGAAAACAAAAGGAUAUCGUCAUUUUAAUGUUCUUGGGACCAGAACCAAAACCCUGAGCAUAGCAGAGAUGCAGUGCGGAGGCAUGGUGGCCGACUUCAGACAUCUAAACCUGAAGGAGCAGAAGUCCAGUGGCGGUGGCAAAGGAACGGGUGAAAUUUCUCUCAGCGUCACAGAGGAGCUGCACAUCCUCUACUUCAACACUGUGUUCCAGUACAAAGACUUUUCUGUCGAUUUGGAGGCGACCUCCCUCCCAGUGGUCAUCAUCUCCAAUGCCAGCCAGCAGCAGAAUGCAUGGGCCUCCAUCCUCUGGUUCAACAUGCUGAGCCAGGACACCAAAGACAUCCUCUUUUUUGCAAACUGUCCUCCUGCACCAUGGCAACAGUUUGCCGAGAUGCUGAGCUGGCAGUUCCUCUCUGCAACCAAACGUGGCCUUGAUGAAACUCAACUUGAAAUGAUAGCGAUAAAAAUAUUUGGAAAACAGUCCAACCCUAACAACUGCAGUGUUAGUUGGUCCAAAUUCUGCAAGGAAAACAUCCCAGAAACUUUUUUUGUGUGGUUUGAUGGCAUCUUGGUGAUGGUGAAAGAGUUCCUUGAACACCUUUGGAGUGACGGACUCAUCAUGGGUUUCGUGAGCAAAGAAUCAGAGCGAGUGCUGCUCAAGGACAAAGUGAAAGGCACCUUCCUGCUUCGCUUCAGUGAAAGUGUCAUCGGAGGAGUCACCUUCUCCUGGCUGGAUCGGAAUUUUAAUGGGCUCCCUGAGGUGAAGACAGUCCAGCCGUUCACCAAAAAUGAUCUGAAACAGAUCCCAUUCCAGGAGAUCCUCAGGAACUUCCAGUUUCAAGAGGUUGACAAUGUUCCGGAAAAUCCGCUUCUUUAUUUAUACCCAGAUAUUCCGAAAGACGAUGUGUUUGGAAAGUUCUACUCAGAAAAGACUGGAGAUGACAGCCCUUACAUCAAAUACAUCAAAACCAAGCUGAUGUUUGUUUCAAAGGAGAACUCAUCGGAGGCCAUGUCACCCAUGUCCUCUGACAUGAUAGAGGGUGAAGGCCUAUCGCCAUUCAAUGGCCCAUUUGAGGAGGCAGCUGGACAAGGUCAAGGUACUCCUGAUUUCUCCGGCGUGACAUACAAUCCUGACCCCAUGCUCGCCACCGGUUGGACCACAGAUGAUGAUGCCGUGAUUUAUCCUUCCAUUCUACCCGACUUUGCAGAUGUUGAUACCUUCAAUGAGGAGCCAUUGACAAUACCUCAAAUCAGUAUCGAAGAACUGUGUCAAAACAUGCUUGAUGGUGUGAGUUGUUCAUUGUAGCUAAACUAUCAGAUUCAUUCAGGGACACUAUUUUCUUUAAUCUUGGUCAUGGUUGUAAAAAGCUAAAGCUGUAAUCAGCCUGUGGCGGGGUCAAUAUUUGAUGCUUACAUUUGCAUCGGCUUUUUGUUUGGGUUUAGAUAUUUAAAAUGAAUUUCAAAUGUCUGGGACAUGACAUCAAACUGAUGACGUGGGAUUUUUUUCCUUGGCAAGAAAGGUGAAAGUGGCCACUCUGUGUCAUAAAAAUGUGUGUAAUAAUAAUAAAAAUAUGUUAUCAGUGUAAUAAAAAACAUUUCAUUGCAGCCUUUGUAUUGCUCAGUUUACUGUCAGUUCCCAUGAGUGAUGGAUGACAGUUGUUUAUCAACAAAUAAAAAGGCAUUU
Molecule: messenger RNA, 2928 nt
Organism: Synchiropus splendidus (mandarinfish)
Lineage: Eukaryota; Metazoa; Chordata; Actinopteri; Syngnathiformes; Callionymidae
Gene: stat2
Product: signal transducer and activator of transcription 2
Exons: 24
Coding region: 151-2550 (799 amino acids)
Biological process (GO): type I interferon-mediated signaling pathway; response to peptide hormone; regulation of cell population proliferation
Molecular function (GO): RNA polymerase II cis-regulatory region sequence-specific DNA binding; DNA-binding transcription factor activity, RNA polymerase II-specific
Source: RefSeq, a predicted model, not a curated record